Anopheles marshallii is the source of this 7056-nucleotide messenger RNA. RefSeq lists its product as uncharacterized. The record is from RefSeq and is a predicted model, not a curated record. The transcript is spliced from 4 exons. Lineage: Eukaryota; Metazoa; Arthropoda; Insecta; Diptera; Culicidae. Gene Ontology annotation, biological process: microtubule anchoring. Gene Ontology annotation, cellular component: centrosome. The coding region runs from base 1 to 7056 and encodes 2351 amino acids. Gene Ontology annotation, molecular function: microtubule binding.
AUGGAUGAAUUUGAUUCCGCAACGUACUCUAUCGAAUCGGAACCAGAUCGGAAACGGGUAUCCCUUGACGAUGUUAUCCUGCCAACCGUUCGACGCAGUGCAAUACAGAUUGUUUCGUUGUCACCACGCCGGCAAUCGAAGCGACCUGUGCCGCUAACGACUAUCGGUGCCGACAACAGCACCAUGCAGGUAACGAAGCUGGUACUGAAGACGCCACCCGGUAGCCCAAAACGCCAGCCGAAAACACCCGGUAUAAUAGUCAAAUCGAUACAAACGCUUGCUGGCCCGGGUCUUACCGGGAGUGGCGAAACGAACAGCGUACUUACGGAAAAACGAAACAUGUCCAUCCCGGCCUCAGACAAUCCGGCCUCAUAUCGAAUCAUGCCGAUACUUUCUCCUCAGAAUAAGGAUAUUAGAAAGGAGUUCGAGGUACGGCGAAGUGAGCGGGAGCGUGCAACGAAUGACUUUCAAGACUUCCUCCGUGAAAGCUUUAAGGAAAACAAGACUCCGCCUUCUACACCACCACCUGCUUUAUCGUCUGUAACUCCCUCCUCGACAGCUAUUGAAAUCAUCCGUAUCUCUGAUAAGGAGUCUUCAAAUGCAGACAGUACGUCUGGUAGCGUAAUGCAGCCCAAAAGUACCGACAAGGCUGGUAUUGAAAAGGCGGCAAAAGAGGUAAUUAAAGUUAUCAAUUAUGAAACUCAGCGUGCUGUGCCGAAAGUACAAAUUCAUGCUGCGACGCAGCAGGCGACAGCCGAUCAACAUUCGUCGCCAUUGGAAACACGAGAGACUGUUAAAACAUCCCACGAAAAGAUUGCAACAGAAAGUAUUAAUAACCCGUCUCAAGGUGAGGCAAUCGGUACUAGUAUUAUUGUGCAUCCAUCUCAACCUCAAGAAUCUCAUGUCGCUGUCGAAUUAGCAAAGCCACCGCCAAGUUACACGAUGCGUCCACCAACCGCUAAACACGUUCCUAGUACUACAAAAACUGCCGCAGUGGAGGAUCCGAAGAAGAAAGAGAAAUCUUACGAUCCCACAAAAGCGCGCGAAUUUAUGAAGGAACAGCAAGCGAAACGACGUUUGGAGAAAAAGGAAGCUCCGGCUGGGGCUGGCAGUAGUUCCGUUGAAAAGGAUCUUAUCAAGCAGCGACUGGAAACUCUGCGACAAAGUUCUCAGAAAUUGGUGACGAAAAAUUUACAAAAAGCUCGCAAACGUUCAGUAUCUUGUGCCCCAAAAGAAGCUACCAAUAUGAACAAGCUAUCCGCGACGAGUAAGAUCAAAAGUCCAGCUUCAGCUCAAUGCAGUGAUCGCACAUCAUCAAUCCGACCGACGAUGGGAUUACGCAAAUUUCCCUCCACACCGACCUUGCGAUUGAUAAAGAAAGAAAAAGAUCGACCAGAUACAAAUCCUACAAAUGCAUCAAAACCUAAAGAAAUUUCAUUGCAAGCGAAAGAAUCUAUACCAAACGUUCCUAAGUCACCUUCAGCCGGUAGUCGAGCUAAUGAUGCACGAAUGGGUAAAGAUUCAUGUUCCAGCAAAUCGGCAAAUCCGUCCACCGCAAGUGCGGUAAGUAAACCGAGCAUUAAACUUGGCAUUCUGCGCAAACCGGACAAUUUGACUUUGGACGAUGUUGCUCAAAGUCCAUUAAAGGAAUCGCAAGCUGUGUUAAUACCAUCAAACAAAGCGAAGGUAAACGCACAGCUCAUAGUGAUUAAUGCCGAUCAGGACAUUGCGGAACCGACCAAGGAAGCGGAGAAAGAAUUGAAGCUUCAAGUGCCAGACGUAAUGCUGGUGCCGACAAAUGCCACUGCACUGCCCGUGAAACAACAGCAUGAAAGUAGUAUUGUGAUCGCUUCUAAAGUUGAGGAAAAUGUAGCACCGGUGGCACCUCAUUCUUUGCCGGUCAAGAGCAUUCCUCCUUGGCUGAAACAAUCCCUUCGUCAACCUGAUCCGUAUCCGUUUAUAUUGGCAGUGCGAAAAAAACUUGAGGCCGUACAGCAUGUCCGUGAAGAGCAAAACAAACCCACCAAUAAUCAGGAACAAAAGAACAUGCAACAAAUAUCCAGCUCACGGUACAAUUCCUAUAUGAACGAAAUUGAAAGUGUGCCCUUCAUUAGGAAGAAAUCAGCGGCCAGUCGACAAGCUGAAGAAAAUGCUCUAAACAAACAACAAUUUAGUACAGCCCGUGACGAAGGAUCAUCGAUUGUAACGAAGAUAUCACCAUGUUCUUCGCCGAAUACUACAUCCGAGAUUAGUUCCAUCAGAUCAGACAUAGCUCUACCACUACCUCCUCUGCUCAGCAGUACCAAAAUAGAGAUACCUAGUUACGGUGCUUCGAAAACUAGCGGUCCGAUUAGUCCCUUAUCGGUGGAUAGGAUUUCUCGUAUGAAAAUUUCUACUCUUGCAGGCAGUACUACCAGAUCACCAAAUCACAGUGCUGACGCAAAGUCAGUGGAAAUCAGAAAAGAUGAGAAGGCUAGAUCCUCAAGUCCAACCCAUCCUCAUGCCCAACAAUCGCUUAACGUGUCUCACAUGGAUCGGUCACAGAAAGAGCUAGAAUAUCAGCGUUUGUUGGAGUCUUUCAAUCGAAGUCUAACACACGUGAUCGAAGUCAACCAACAGCUCUAUUCAGCGUUAAAGAAUGUUCCAACGGCGACCGCAAUCCCAUCGGUCCCUCAGGACGUACUGCGAAUACGAGACGAGAUGACGCAAACUUCCUUAACGAUACCACGCAUUUCAAUGGCCACAGUUAUGGAAAAGGCCGAUACCGACCAGCAAAGUGGGAAAGUGUCUGAACCUACCACAACUACAGCCUCAAACUACAGCGACGACUUUGAGCAUCAGAGUCAAACAGAAGCACCGCCGCCACCGGAACAAACACCAAACGACGCUGCAGCCACAUUUUCGGCAUCAUCGACGACAACCUCAUCCUCGGGUACUUCAUCAUCAUCAUCAUCAUCCUCUGCAAACAGCAGUGCGAGGAGCGAAACUGGCGAUAGUAAUACGAAAAGCUCCACGCAAUCUUUAACCUCAUCAUCGUUCAAUAACGAUCGCGCCGUGUCACCCCCAAGUGUACAAAAUCGACCCGAAACGAAUGCCACCGACGAUGAACGGAAGGCAACUAGUAACACGACAACUGCCCAUUCUAGUGAUUUCGAUUCUCGAUCGUUCAGUCUUUCGGAUAGUCAUAACAAUACGACAAACAAUCAUCCACCGAUGCCGGAAGAAUAUUUACCGUCGUUCGAGGAGAGCUUACGCAGGAAACAAUUACCGAUCGAUAAACAGCAGCUGCAUGCAUUUAGCGGUCAAACAAAAGAACCUCCACGAGAACGUAAUAUAGUGCACACGCAAGUUUCACAAGGCAGCAGCAUAAGCGAGGAAAUACAGCAGCCUAGUCAGGGCGAGGAAAGAUCGUUCAGUUUUAAACAUUCGGAAAGGGCAAACGAUCUGAAAGUGAACUCUGUGCCACUGAUGACGAGUUCCUCGGAGGAAAGUAUUAUGAAAAAUAACUCGCAAUCGCAAGCGAAUAGAGAAUCGCUGGUUUACGUGGAGAAUGCUGACGCCACUAUCAACAGCGAUCUUCUCACUGCCAUGUUCAAUAGAACUGAUUUAGAAGUGUCUAUCCUUUCUACUACCGUUUCGGAGACAAAUCUCAGCUAUUCUUCUAUUGGAAUGUUUGAUCAACUAAUUCAAACGGAACGCAGCAGAGAGGAUCACCUGGUAUCGCGUGUCCAUUCGAAACAGAAGGCUCUCCUUAAUCGGGCCAAAGGGCAACUAGCUUGGCUGGAACUACAGAAGCAACGCUAUCGUGAAAAAGGUAUGACGGAUCAAAUAACAGCCGUUAAAAAGAAGCAACGUGCGAUAUUGUUACGACUAGAAAAGGACCGAGCGGAGUUGAACCGAGCCUUAAAGUCGUCUACGGAGUCGUCGCGUACAAUGACGGCUAAUAAUCCAGGAUUGGCAUCGAAAAUGGUCGAUAGCAAACUUAACUCGUACUGUUCAUCACCGGUAGCCAAUCACUCCGGUUCGCUUACAUUGCGCAAAUCGUCCAGUAACCUACGUGUUGCUCGUCACCAACACUCUCGUACGCCGGAAAGCCCAAAUCGACGAUUUGCGGGAACGACUACAACAACUACAAGCAAUUCUAUACAAAUAGCUAUUCGUGGCCGGGAACUGGAACCGAACGAUCGUUUGGAGGACAUAUUGCUCAGGAGAGAAGAAGAAUUACGCAAACGCAAGGAACAUGUACAGCGUUUGCUUGAGUGGCAUCGAAAACUGGAGCGCGAAGAGGAAGAAUUGAUUGCGGUGGAGGAUCGAUUGCUAGCCUACAAUACUCGCAAGUUGGAGCCUGCUAAUACCUCGCGGCAAGAGAUGACGAUAGAGGAGCGAGUACAAAGGAUUGAGAAGAGUUUAAGAACUUUGCACAGCAUUCCAACGACUGUUGCUCGUAAGGAUGAUGGUGCAAUCAUCGCACAAGACCACGAAGGACGUUCCUCUGGCACGGGUGUUAAAGAACCAGAAUCCGAAGAAGAAAUCGUACUGACCGGAGGAAGUAAACUAAAUAAAUUUUGGUACCGCUUGACUGGUAUUGAAGAGCAACGAUACGAACCGGGACGAAACUAUCCAAUAACACGACUCCAUAUGGAAGCACUGUUCGAGGAUGCGAAAAGAUGUGUGCUGAAACGUUUCCAACGAAACGAUGGUCAUCUCAAAGAAGCCCUACUCGAGCAGUCGAUUAAAAUAAUUCCACGCAAAGGAAGCGAUUCGGAUGCGAAUACAACGGGAAGUGUGGAAGACACUGCAUCAUUGCAAAGCACCGCUGUUGGAGAAGAAACGGUCCGCACUGUAGAACAUCUAGAAGAGAAAGAAGUCUUAGAAAAAGAUACACUAAACGAUCUACCAACGAUAAUAACGAAGGAAACAACCACUACGGAUCAAAGGGAAGAUGUCGAGCAAGAGGAACCUGAUGCAAUGUCCAGUGAAUUGCCUCCGAUGGAGGAGGUGGACGAAAAGUGUUUGCUUUCUUCAACCGUAAACGGAUGGUCACCGAGUAGCCGAAAAAGCAUCGAAUCGGUUGAAUUUCACACAUUAGAGGAGACAAUUACGCAGCAUCAAUCGACCAUAGGUACCGAGCAGAACGUCACGGUAGAAGAAGAACCGAUGAAAAGCGAAAGCUACUCUACAACAUUCGAAGAUCAGUCUGCUUACGCUGAUGCUGGUGAAGAAAGCCAACAAUUGAUCGAAGACAUGUCCCUACCACCAAUGUUGCUCAAUAACACAUCGCUCAAAAUUGAUGAUGAGGAUUCGGCAACAAGCAGCAGCGCAGAAAGCAGCGCUACAGUGGAACUAUCCGUUCCACUAGCGACGGAAGAUAACGUAAUGGAAGAACUGCACAACCAGGAUGAAAAUGAUUUGGGAACGAUUAGCAGCGAUACAAGCAUUUCAAUCGCACAAUCCUUGGAGGAAGCAAGCGAUAGCAGUUCCAUUUCGAAUGUCACGACUCCCACAACUGUGACACCCACGGUGACAAUAGAACCUAUGGACAACAAAGAUAUUUCUAAUACGCACCAUUUGCAAGAAGACGAUAGAGAAAAUGAUGUGAAAAGCGUAUCACCGACGAGUAACCCAUUGAAUAACUUGGAGACAUUGGAAAGUUCGUACGAAGAAGAUAUAUUUCACACGAAAUCCUCCAGCAUUUCUGGUACUGCACACGGUACCCCAUCCGAGCUAGCUAAACGACUCGCCACGCUCCACGACGAAUUGGAGGAGCUGAGUGAGACGCUCGAAAGAACACCUUUAAUGAAGUCACCAGUAACAGCAGCUUCAUUGGGCACCAAAUCCGAUCAAAUGGAAGAUCAGAACAGCUCGGAAGAAACUCUAACAUUCGAGUUCGAUGAAGAUGGUGGCGGUGGAAUUGCUUCGCCCUCGGCCGAUCUUACGAAGGACGAAGAUGGUAAACCGUCCAACGACGCAACGAUGAAUCAAAACUCUGCAAAAAUAGAAGUAAAGCUGAGGUCCAAGGUGAUUGGUAGUGGCGAUACGAUUGCGAUUGUUGCGGGUUCCAACUCAGCGUACAAUCGUGACUAUCCGGCACCAUCGCAGCAGUUGUAUCACCAUCAACUUCAAAAUCAUCAAACAGAGGGCGGUAUGUCAACGCCAUCAUCCUCUGCUCCUAAUAUCGGUGUUCGAAUGCCAGACAUUAUCAACGAGGCAGAAGUACUUCGACGUCAGCAGCUACAGAUCGAGCAGGAGAUUAAGGAACUGGAGCAACAAGUCGGAUUUUUUCGCGAAAUUCCUAACAAACCUCCACCACCGUACAUCCCGCCCGCUAACGGCAGUCCACUAGCGUUGCUAUUCCCUUCCGAAACACGAAUUGACGAGCUGAUCGAUGACCGUGUUGAAGAAUUGCAUCGCGAUCGCAUCGCACCGGAAACCCUGCACUCAGACCACGUUACCAACGUGUAUGAGAAGUUAAUCCUGGACAUGUGCAAAGAAUUGUAUCACGAUCUUCGUCCGGCUGACCCGACCGUUUCCUUCCGUACGAUACCGCAUGACAAGCGGCCGCUCGUGUUCCACAAUCCUCCCGAUGCGUUGCGCUGCAUGAAGGACUACCUUCGUGUGAAAAUACGGCGGGUGUUGAACGACGCACAGCUAGCCCUACAGCAACAGCAGCACCAACAUCAACAGCAUCAGCUGUUGCUUCAUCAUCAGCUGCAACAGCAACAUCAGCAACAGCAUCCACAUCUGCCUCACACGCAACUGCACCAUCAUCACCUUCUGCAGCAUGGCCACUGCACAGCCACCAUUCCUUUUCUGUACGGAAACGGUUGCGCCAGCAAGCGUAAACCGGAUCAGGUGGAUGAGAUUCUGAAGCAGGAAACGCACGACGACGAUGCACGCUGGACCAACUUCGAUCGGGAAGAGAUCGAAGUAAAGGAUCGCAUUACAGACGAACUGCUGAAAUCGCUGCUUGCAGAAGCAUUAAAGGAUAUGGGUGAAGCGUACGAACGCAAGGGAAAAGAAGAGAGUUUGAUCCAGCGACAGGAAAGUGCCAUGUAA